This is a messenger RNA of Macrosiphum euphorbiae (potato aphid), 1209 nucleotides long. The record is from the annotation of a GenBank genome assembly. Lineage: Eukaryota; Metazoa; Arthropoda; Insecta; Hemiptera; Aphididae.
AUGUUCGGGUUACCGGGAAUUGUGGGCAAAGGUGUCUUCGGAGGGAACAGCAGCGGCGACAGCAAUCGGAGCCGCAACAACAACAAGAGCAAUAACAGCAGCAACGGCAACAAGAGCAAAACGCUCACGUAUCUGCUGUGGCUGGUCGGCGGAGUGUGCGGCCUGCACCAUUUCUACUUGGGCAGAGACCUGCAGGGCGUACUCUGGUGGUGCACGUUCGGUGGGUAUUUCGGAUUCGGUUGGCUCAGGGACCUGUUCUACAUCGGCGAGUACGUGGCCGACGCCAACAAGGACGAGAAGUACAUGAAAAAAGUCGACUACAUGGUCCGCGUGUACGAAAAGCCACCGUUUUCUACGGUUCGAUUCACUGGAAUGGUAGUAGUGGCAUAUCUUUUCAGUACUGUUGUAUCUCUAGCAAUACCCGAAGACAAUGUGGCAGGUCUUAGUUGGCAAUGGUUACAAGUAUUUACUCCUCUAGCUGCUGCUAUAGGUGUAUGGGCCGUGGGAAAUAUUGGUCAUGAAACAGGAUCUAUUAAAUGGCCUUUAAUAUGCGCGUACUUGGUACCCAUGGUUGGUAAUCCGUUGAAAUCAUUUAUUUUUGAUAAAUGGGGCUACGAUAUUGAUGAAUCUACAUCAUUUGCCAUAAUGAUAUUAUCUGCAGCAUGGUCAUUUGAUCAUUUGGAAAAACGGUGGAGGCCAAAAAACCAAAAGACCCCAGGCACCUUAAAGCGAAUCGUUGUGAUCAGUAUGUGCUGUUUAUUAUACAUGGCUUUAUGGAGUAGUUAUUUGUAUUUCAACGCCAAAGUGACUGAUGAAGAUGGAGACGAAGUACCAUUCCACGAGGCACUAGGACAUUUUUUCAGUUCACCAUGGUGGUUAGAUGUAAAACAAUCAUUUAUUGAUGUAUGGCAAUUUGCCCAAGAACAUGGGUGGAUGGAGACUUGGCGACAAAUAGUUUCAUUAUCUGAUCCUUCGGGUGAACAAAAUGCUUUUAAGGUGCUGGAAUUAAGAUCAGGAGCUACACAAACUGAAAUAAAAAAUCAAUGUCGAACAUUAGCAGUUAAAUACCAUCCAGAUAAAGCUAAAGAUGACGUAACUAGGAAAGAUGUGCAAAAUCUAUUCUUUGAAGUACAGCAAGCAUGUGAACUGCUAUCAAAUAGUAGAGCUAAAAGGCGAAGAAGAAAUAAACAAUUUAAUGAAGAGCUUUAA